AUGGAUCCUGGGAAGUUGCCCUUUGGAACUCGAUCUUGUGAAACCGAACCCUGGCGCUGGAUUCGGGACGAGUCAGGGAUAGCUGACGGGACCGUCAUUGUCAGAAACAUCGACGGUGUCACACACCCGCCUACCAAUGAUGAUUUACCGAGCAUUGUCCAGGACCUAAAUUCCAGGUGGACGACAAAAUCUAAAGUUAGCCAGACCCCCAGGACUCAGCUCUGGUCGUUGAGUACUACAAUAGAUGGGGUCCAAGGCGACAAGCCUACUGAGGAAGACAUCCCAUUAGGACUGCCGUGGGGUGGCUUUUUGAGGUUAGAGACCGGCCUUCUCACCGUUACAUGUAGUGCUCCUGUCCACGGCAAGUCCAAGUUCGAGCUUGACCGCGACGGCAUCAUCUGCUCGUUUCUGAGUGCAGAGGGCCAGAAUCUAGUAAUCCUCGCCCUUUCCGGGGUUCGCAAUGUGGAAGCAAGCCUUAGGUCUGAUGGAACCGGGUCCGUUACAGUCAGGGUGAAAAACGACAGUGAGGCCGAGGAGCAGGCAAUAGUCCUUAUUGCUAUCGGCGAGGACUUUCGGACGGCCAUGGCUGCCGUAAUGUACCAUGCCCGGGACAUAGCAGUCUCCGCGGCCAGCAAAGGCCUCCAGGGCCAGGAUGCUUUGCGAGAACCUGAGCGAGCCCUGCCGGCCUGGCGAGAGAACUGGUACGAUGGCCUGGGGUAUUGUACCUGGAAUUCUCUUGGCCAGCGAUUAGCGGACCAAAAGAUCUUUCGAGCCCUCGCUAAAUUGAGGGAUAGCGGUGUCAAGGUUUCAAGCUUGAUCAUCGACGACAACUGGCAGUCGAUAGAUUCGCAAAGCGAGGAUCAAUUUGACAACGGCUUGAUGGACUUUGAAGCUGAUCCGCAGUCUUUUAGCCAAGGGCUCAAGGCAACUAUCCGCCAUAUCCGCGAGGAAAACCCUCACAUUCAUCACAUCGCUGUUUGGCAUGCUUUGUUUGGCUACUGGGGAGGGAUAUCACCACGCGGGAAGCUCGCAACAUUUUAUAAAACCGAAGAUGUCAGUCAGCGGCGAGGGAUUGGCUCCAACCCGAACCAGCUCAAGACCACGACGGUGAUCUCCAAGGAUGACGUCUCACGCUUUUACAACGAUUUCUAUAGGUUCCUUGCCCUGUGUGGUGUCGAUGGCGUCAAGACCGACGCCCAAUACAUGGUCGAUACCCUGACUUCGGCAUCUUCCAGGCGGGAACUAACAAAUGCCUAUCUCGAUUCUUGGAACAUUGUCUCCCUCCGCUACUUUGGAGACAAGGCCAUUUCCUGCAUGUCACAAGCGCCCCGAAUCAUGUUUUACGCACAAUUCCCACACAACCGGUCUCGCAUCCUCUGCCGCAACUCGGAGGAUUACUUCCCCCACGUGCCGUCCUCCCACCCUUGGCACGUCUGGGCCAACGCCCACAACAGCUUGUUUACGCGGUAUCUAAACGUCUUGCCGGACUGGGACAUGUUCCAGACCGCCCACGAAUACUCGGCCUACCACGCCGCGGCGCGCUGCAUCACGGGCCAGACUAUCCGCGGCAGGACCGUGAUUCUCCGGCCGAGCGUGGUCGGCCAAGCCCUCGACCCCUACUCGGGAUACCACGACAGCGUCUUGCUAAAAGUCGGCAGCUACGACGGCGGGUCGGAGACGGGAACUCCCAUCCUCGGCGUGUUCAACGUGUCAUCCCGCCGAAUCACAGAACUUAUCCCGUUGGCCUCCCUUCCGGGAACCGGAUCCUUUUGCCACUAUGUCGUCACCGCAUACACGACUCGGGCGGUCAGCCAGCCUCUCAAGUUAGGCGACCCCUCAGCUCUCCUGGCCGUCACUCUCGAUCAGCGGGGAUACGAAAUCUUCACUGCGUAUCCAACCCUGCGGUUCGACGCGGGGAACAAGGAGGUUCUCGUCGCGAACCUCGGUCUCUUAGGUAAAAUGACGGGCGCCGCUGCGGUAGCGUCGAGCAAGUUUCGCGUCGCCGACAAUGGGCGCCUACGUCUCGACACAGAUCUGAAGGCCCUUGGUACCCUUGGGGUGUAUAUCUCACACUUGCCUACCCUUACUAUUGAGGACGACUUCAUCGCCACCAUCUCGGGUAGGGUCAUCCCGCCCGAAACCGUCUCAAUCAGCAGGCAUGACCCCCACGUCUUGGAAAUUGACGUAGAAGCCGCUUGGAAGGGAGUGGGUGAGCCUGUUGGCUGGAGCAAUGACAUUGACGUCCGGGUGUAUUUCACCCUCAAAAGUGACGCCUCGCCUGCUGUGGCCUGGGCAACAUUUAGGAGAGAAGACCAAGGAGCUACAUGCUUUGAUAUCGGUAGUAGCUUUCAAGACUGGGUUAGAAAUGGGGUAACUAGCUCUAAAGUAGAAGAUGAUCCGCCCAUUCUUUGGCAGUAG
Molecule: messenger RNA, 2418 nt
Organism: Parascedosporium putredinis
Lineage: Eukaryota; Fungi; Ascomycota; Sordariomycetes; Microascales; Microascaceae
Source: the annotation of a GenBank genome assembly